Papaver somniferum (opium poppy) is the source of this 639-nucleotide messenger RNA. RefSeq lists its product as uncharacterized. Lineage: Eukaryota; Viridiplantae; Streptophyta; Magnoliopsida; Ranunculales; Papaveraceae. The transcript has a single exon. Gene Ontology annotation, molecular function: nucleic acid binding. Bases 1 to 639 code for a protein of 212 amino acids. The record is from RefSeq and is a predicted model, not a curated record.
AUGGAGUGUUUUAAAAGAAGAAUUCUACAACUGGUUUUCUAUGGAAGUUAUAGAAUGAAUGGAACAAAAUGGAAGUCAGAAUAUGAUUCAAAUAUACGGAACUUUUUCAAGAUGGAAAAUACUAAAAUUAAAGAUCAGCCCUUGAAGGAGUGUCAGUGGAAGAUUCCAGGGAUUAGAUAUACGUUGUUCUGUUGUGAUGGAGCGGCAAAUGGAAAUCCUAGUGCAGAAGGAUAUGGAGUUAUUGCUAGAAACCAUCAAAGUCAAGUCAUUGGUACCAUAUCUGGAAGUGUUGGAUUAGCUACAAGCUUUAUUGCUAAAGAUGUAUCUGUGGUUUUCACUACUGAGUGGGCUAUAAAACUGCAAUGUAGUAAGAUCAUAAUUAGAUCAUCUGACAAAACAGUAAUGAAAGCUUUCAGAAAUGGUAUGGUUCCUUGGUAUCUGAGAGCAAGAUGGUUAACAUCAACUAGCAGAUUGUCUGACAUUCAAUUUGAAGAUUGCCACAAAGAAAUUAGUUUCUCUGCUGAAAGUUUAGCAAGGUAUGGAACUGGAUUACCUCAAGGUACAACUAUAAUUCAUAAUGGAAGGCCAUCUUCUUUAGUUCAAGUAGAAAUGCCUCAUACUACAUAUUACAGAAUUUGA